Rotaria sordida is the source of this 423-nucleotide messenger RNA. Lineage: Eukaryota; Metazoa; Rotifera; Eurotatoria; Philodinida; Philodinidae. The record is from the annotation of a GenBank genome assembly.
AUGCCUAAUCCUGUCGCUCCCAAGCGUCCCUAUGGUGGUUUGUAUGGCUAUAUUUCACCUUUCAUAAAGGCAGUAGUGGAAGCUUUCAAACUUACAAAAGAUCAAUUACCUUCGAAAAAUGAAGCAAUUGUUCCAAUGAUCGUAGAAAAAGCUGCUUUGGGAACUGAUCAACAUGAAGUGUUCAAUGAUGUAGCACAAAUAAAACAGCAAUAUUCCAAUCAUGGUUUUUUUCGUUCUGAUCCUAAUUUUCGUGCUAAUCACUAUCCUGUAUAUGAGCGUACUUUUCAUAAUAAUCCUGCCUUUCGUCUUCUUCGUCGUGAUGAUCAUGAUACUAGUAUUGAUACUGUUAUUGGUGCUUUUGGUAGUCGUCUUGCUGAUCGUUAUGAUCGAUUUGGUCGUGAUAGUGAUUGGAAUGAUGAAUGA